AUGGAAAAAAUGGAAGACAUGUUGUAUAUUUGGAUAGAAGAUAAAACCCGCCAAAGAGUUCCACUAAGUUCUGCAGUGAUCCGUGAACAAGCAUUAUACUAUUUCGAUUAUCUCAACAAGGAAAUUUCAAAAACGAAUGAGAAGUUUACAGCUAGUAAAGGUUGGUUCGAAGGUUUUAAAAAACGAUAUUCUCUUCAUAAUGUCAAAUUCAGCGGCGAAAGUGCUUCUGCCGACUAUAAAGCUGCGACAGAGUUUCCGAAAGUUUUCAAGGAAUUAAUUGCUGAAAAAGGGUAUCAUGCAUCACAAGUAUUUAACUGUGAUGAAACUGGCCUUUUCUGGAAAAAGAUGCCUAAUCGCACAUUUUUAACAAAAGAUGAAAACAAAGCGGCAGGUUUUAAGAUUUCGAAAGAUCGUUACACGCUGAUGUUGUGCAGUAAUGCAUCUGGCACUUAUAAGUGCAAACCACUGUUGGUUUAUAAAUCUGAAUUGUGGCCCGAAAUUGUUCAAGACAAACAGCCCGAAUUAAACGCACAGCAAAUUGCACAGCAGGUCGUAGAGGUUGCAAAAGGGAUCGAAGCAGACGGUUUUAAAGACAUGGAAGCAGCUGAAGUUGUGAACUUGAUAAAUGAGAACAUUGAUCUUACACCUAGUGUCCUUGUUGAGAUCUUGGAUCCGGGACAUGUACCGGACGAUGAGGACGAUCUUGGAUCACAAGAAGAACCACCACAUCUUUCGUACAAAACAGUGGCAAAUGCGAUGUCAUUAAUUCAAGAGGCUUUCGAAUUGUUAAUUCUCAAUGACCCGAUAAUGUCACGCAGUAUUAAAUUUAGACACGAUUGCGAAGAAGCUAUGCGCCCAUAUACAGAAUUACAGUCAGACGAGCAAAACAAAGUCGUGUAA
Messenger RNA from Phymastichus coffea, 900 nucleotides. RefSeq names its product tigger transposable element-derived protein 1-like. The record is from RefSeq and is a predicted model, not a curated record. Bases 1 to 900 code for a protein of 299 amino acids. Gene Ontology annotation, cellular component: nucleus. Gene Ontology annotation, molecular function: DNA binding. The transcript has a single exon. NCBI's taxonomy places the organism in Eukaryota, Metazoa, Arthropoda, Insecta, Hymenoptera, Eulophidae.